This is a messenger RNA of Tilletiaria anomala UBC 951, 999 nucleotides long. RefSeq lists its product as uncharacterized. Gene Ontology annotation, molecular function: RNA binding. Bases 88 to 837 code for a protein of 249 amino acids. Gene Ontology annotation, biological process: exon-exon junction complex disassembly. The transcript has 2 exons. The record is from RefSeq and is a predicted model, not a curated record. NCBI's taxonomy places the organism in Eukaryota, Fungi, Basidiomycota, Exobasidiomycetes, Georgefischeriales, Tilletiariaceae. Gene Ontology annotation, cellular component: cytoplasm; exon-exon junction complex.
UGAUCUUUCUCUUGUCAUUGCAGCGUGCGUCGCAACUCGGACCCGAACGGAUUCCAGUCAGUCAAUCAGAAAAGGUGGAAUAGAGCAAUGUCCAAGCCUCAGCUGUUCCCGGAAACGGCCCCGGCGUCCGGGAUCGUUUCUGAUCCACUAACACAGCAGCGCGUCAUUCCUGAAUCAAGACGGGCAGAUGGAUCCGUCCGCAAAGAGCGCAAGGUCAAGCCGGGCUUUACGCCCGCUGAGGAUGUGACCAAAUUCCGAUCCUCACGGCAACAAGAAGCAGAACGACGCAAGCUCCCGCCAGGAUCGGUGGUCGGGUACAUUCGGCCCCAGCCCCCGGCUUCCAACACGGCGAGCCCGUCGUUUACGGCGGGAGCAUCAGCCGGGCUAAGCAAGAGUGCCAAGAAAAACGCAAAGAGGAAAGAGGCACGUGCCAAUGGCGGCCAGCAGCAAUGUGAAGAUGAUGAUGCAGAUGAUGACGCAGAACCGCCAGACGCUUGGGAUGAGGAUGUAACGCUAGCAGCUUCGUCAGCGAGCAGCAGACAGGCAUCAGCCCCCGUCCCAGCAGCGGCACCAUUGCGAGCACUUCACCCCGAUGCGUUUUUAAAGGCCGAGAUAACAACCGGAUCAAAACUAACAACAGAAGCAGCAGCGCUAGCGCCAGCACAAGAUCCAACCAAAAGAGCAAGAACUUUGCAGAAGAAAAUUCGCGCUGCAGAGUCGCUCAAGGCCAAGCGAGAUGCAGGCGAAAAGCUUUUGCCGGAGCAGCUGGCCAAGGUGGACGAGAUGGAUGGCAUGUUGGAGGAACUGUCGAAACUCAACGUCGACAAGCCAAAUUGACUUUUUCAUGUUGAAGAAAUACUGCAGGUCCAAGAGAGCUCAAGACUCCCCUUUAGACUUGGUAUUGAAGAAAAUACGAAGCUCAAUUGUUUGGCACACGGGAGCUAUCAACAGAACUUGGGAGGCUUGUAGAGUCACUGACUAAUGAGACGAGACAUGCGC